AUGUUCUGUGCUAACGCUGCUUCACUGGGAUCAUCUGUUAGGAACGUGGAGGCGGAUGUGGCUCUGCGCAGCACGGCGGCCGUCUUCACCUACUGCAGGUCCAGAGGUUUGUUUGCUGGCAUUUCUCUGGAGGGGUCCUAUCUGAUCGAGCGGAAGGAGACCAACCGCAAAUUCUACAGACGAGAGAUCCGGGCUUCGGCCAUUCUGAACGGCGACGUGGAUCCUCCCUCCGAGUGCGCUGACCUUUACCACAUCCUGGACGUCUACACCGAGGCGUACUCCACGGACUGGGCCAACAAAAACAAGCCUGUUAGUGUUCUUGAGAAGUUCUCACUGCUUUGCAUCACUGAAGGCUUUAGUCACAUGCACCCGUACGCAUGCUCUUGGGUUCUCCAAGCCUGUAGGUCACAUGUGUCAAGGCCCGGGGGCCAGAUC
Messenger RNA from Oryzias melastigma (Indian medaka), 435 nucleotides. Its product is annotated as SH3 domain-containing YSC84-like protein 1. Gene Ontology annotation, molecular function: phosphatidylinositol binding. The annotation marks the transcript as partial. Gene Ontology annotation, cellular component: ruffle membrane. The record is from RefSeq and is a predicted model, not a curated record. The transcript has 2 exons. NCBI's taxonomy places the organism in Eukaryota, Metazoa, Chordata, Actinopteri, Beloniformes, Adrianichthyidae.